Messenger RNA from Letharia columbiana, 657 nucleotides. RefSeq lists its product as uncharacterized. NCBI's taxonomy places the organism in Eukaryota, Fungi, Ascomycota, Lecanoromycetes, Lecanorales, Parmeliaceae. The transcript has 4 exons. Gene Ontology annotation, molecular function: RNA binding. Bases 1 to 657 code for a protein of 218 amino acids. The record is from RefSeq and is a predicted model, not a curated record.
AUGUCGUCCACUGUCGUCCAUGUCAAGAACAUUGCCCACAACACGAGCGAGAAAGAAGUGAGAGACUUCUUCAGCUUUUGCGGAAAGAUCACAUCCCUCUCUGUGACCCCUGCGUCCGAAGCCGAAAACAGCCCGCAGAGUGCAACAGUCACCUUCGAGAAAGAGACAGCCGCAAAGACAGCGCUUCUCCUCGACAAUACCCAACUCGGCAGCUCCCAAGUCCAAGUCUCAAGCGCCGCCGGCAUCAGUGAGCUAGCCGGCACUAACACCGAAGAUGCCUCCCGCGACGAGCACGACAUUUCGCAAGAGGACAAGCCGCGCUCGCGCAUCGUUGCCGAAUACCUCGCCCACGGCUACGUGAUCAGCGAUACCGCGAUCCAACGUGCCAUUGCCCUCGACAACAAGCACGGUGUCUCCAAUCGCUUCACCAACGCUCUUACACAAUUCGACGCAAAAUACAAGGCGACUGAUCGCGCCAAGGGUCUUGACCAGAGCUACGGCAUCACUGAUAAAGCGACUGCGGGAUGGAGGGCAUCAACUCAUACUUCGAGAAAGCGAUGGGCACGCCUACUGGUCAGAAACUGGCAAGCUUCUACACGCAGAGUGACAAGCAGGUUCGAGACAUCCACGCCGAGGCACGGCGCUUGGCGGAUUUGA